AUGGACCAACAGCCUCUCUCACCUCCGGCAGAGCCCGAACCAACCUCAACAGCAAACCUCCCCUCAAACGCACCAGUCCCGCUUGACUCCCCCCUCCGCACAACACUGAUCCACCCAUCCCUGCCCGAUAUCCGCGUCCCAAGCUCGCCCCUAAAACCAUACCAGUACGACCCAGUCACCUGCACCCCCAUCGAUCUCGAGUCUGACUCGAUCCGAUCCCAACUCAACCACCUUCGCACGGAAUACCCAUCCCCUAGUGCGGCGCUGAAAGCGCAAGAGCAAGUAGCCAAGGAAGCGAAGCGGAAGAUCGAGGAGGCGGAGAAGAAGCGCGAGGAGGUGCAAAAGGCCGUGGAUAAGAAGGUUAAGGAGCGCGAUACGGAGAUGAAGGUACUGUCGAAGUAUCAGAAGAAUUGGCGGCGCUCGCCGACUAUAUGCGCUGCAAUCGGCUUCCCAGCCACCAAAACUGCCAGGCAGGGCCUACGGACAACACAACUGCCCGGAACUCGAAGCGCGGCCCUCAUGGGCAAAUAGAAGAGCUUCUCACCUCGCAGAUGCACGGCGCCGAGUCUACAAAAAGUCGUUGUCCUCUUACUAGAUGAGGCUGCAAUCUCGAGUCAGAUCUUCAGAGGAGCUCGCAGCUAGUGCUUCGAUAAUGUCCUGGCACACUCAAGUCUCUAGUCUUGACAUGAACCUGGAUUUCCUGUGGGCUAUGGACGGAUUAUAUAGACAUCGACCCCACUCGACCUGUAUGGCCCGGCGCAUAACAGUCCUCAACAUGAACAUCAUUAAACAUGAAGCGCGUGAUUACC
Aspergillus novofumigatus IBT 16806 is the source of this 809-nucleotide messenger RNA. RefSeq lists its product as uncharacterized. The transcript has 2 exons. The record is from RefSeq and is a predicted model, not a curated record. Bases 1 to 531 code for a protein of 176 amino acids. NCBI's taxonomy places the organism in Eukaryota, Fungi, Ascomycota, Eurotiomycetes, Eurotiales, Aspergillaceae.